CAGGAGGAGCAGCCUCGCGGGGGCGUGUUCUCCGAGGACGGGAAGGAGCAGCUGAUGUUCGAGGUUCCCCUCAACGACACGGGCUCGGCUGGGCUGGGCAUAAGCCUGAAGGGCAACAAGUCCAGGGAGACGGGCGAGGACCUGGGCAUCUUCAUCAAGUCCAUCAUCCACGGAGGGGCCGCCUACAAGGACGGGCGUCUGCGUGUCAACGACCAGCUGAUCGCGGUGAACGGGGAGUCCUUGUUGGGCCGGUCCAACCACGAGGCCAUGGAGACCCUGAGGAGGUCCAUGUCCCACGAGGGCAACGCCAGGGGCAUGAUCCAGCUGGUGCUGCUGCGGUCCCUGCCACAGGAAUACCAUGUGUCACCCAAUCGGUCGUUUGACUGGCUCUUUCGUCCACCAAGGAUUGGUCAGCCCAGUCAAUAGUUCCGCCCAAACUCCCCAUGGUGACCAAUAGCUUCUACGAGAGAUCUACUUUGUCCAAUGGAAGCUACGGCCACAUGGGGGAAGAGGAGGAGGAGGAGGAGCUUCCCCCGGGGCCUGGUCCUGACCACAGCCCCCCCAGACCAGACCAGCACCAGCAGGCCCAGCCUCAGUACCACCACGUCAAGUCCUCCAAGAGCAUGGAUCUGGUGGCAGAUGAAAGCAAUGUGGCAUAUCUGGCAGAGCACAAGUCAG
Molecule: messenger RNA, 678 nt
Organism: Osmerus eperlanus (European smelt)
Lineage: Eukaryota; Metazoa; Chordata; Actinopteri; Osmeriformes; Osmeridae
Product: partitioning defective 3 homolog B-like
Exons: 5
Biological process (GO): microtubule cytoskeleton organization; establishment of centrosome localization; cell adhesion
Cellular component (GO): apical plasma membrane; apical junction complex; adherens junction
Molecular function (GO): phosphatidylinositol binding; protein binding
Source: RefSeq, a predicted model, not a curated record